UAAAGUCCUCGCUGUAAUGUCAGCUGCGAUUAUUGUGGCCGCUGUUGUCGAUGGUGGAAUAUUGCUCAUUGUUUCCGAAUGUUUUCCCCUGGAAGAAAGCGGUACAGUUGCUCCGGGACCCGGAAGAUAUGAUGGGGGGAAUAUGAUGGAGGGAAAGACGGUCAUUGUGACCGGAACGAACAGUGGCAUAGUGAAAGCCGUUGCCGGGAAGCUGCACAAACUCCAGUGUUUAGUCAUGAAGGAAGAACAAAAAGUUGACGUGCUCAUCUACAACGCAGGCAUCUACCAGUGUCCCUACACCAAGACUGAGGAGGGUUUCGAGAUGCAGCUGGGGUUCAACCACCUGGGUCACUUCCUCCUACACCCACCUCGUCCUGGACCUCCUCAAGCUCUCCUGCCCCAGCCGCGUGGUGGUGGUCUCCUCCAAUCUCUACAAGUAUUGCAGCAUCAACUUUUCAAGACCUCAACUGUUGUGAUUUGUUUAAGUUAUUUUGUGUGUUCCUUAGCACAAAUCAGUUUGCAACGGAAAAUUAAAAAAAACGAAAGUUUCUUAUUUGACAAGAGUUCAGGUUUGUCCUUUCCUGUUUCAGACAGUUUUCUUAAAUUUGGUGCCUCAUGAAUACAACUCUUGUGUAAUGUCUGUUGUGUUUCUAUGGAUGAUUUUCCCCUUGAGGGAUAAUAACAUUUUCUACUUCUACUACCACUACAGUGAGAGCAGCUGCAACAAAGCGUUCUGUUACAGCCAGAGCAAGCUGGCUAAUCUUCUCUUCACCUGUGAGCUGACCCGGCGCCUGGAAGACGAGGGCGUCACGGGGGUCAUGGUCAACACACUCUCCCCAGGCAUGGUGAGGACCUCUCCUCUAACUGCCUCGCUGGCCUUCUUCAAGAGCCCACUGGAGGGCGCUUGGAUGCCGCUCAACCUGGCGUGUUCACCCGACAUGGAGGGAUUGGUGGGGAAGUGCUUCGCUAAUUGCGUGGACCUGAUGCCCAAGGUAAUGGAUGAUCAGUCGGUCAAGAGGCUGUGGGACGUGAGUGAAAGCAUGGUGGGAUCCAGACACUCUUCUGGAGACGAUCCGAGAUACUUUUCCCUGUGAAUCAAGUGGAUUGGGGGGAUGAUUGAUUGAGACUGUUUGGGAUUUCAUUGGAACUGGGAUCAGUGGGUAAAGUUCCCAAUGUUUUGAAUUAACCUUGGUGUGUGUGUGUGUGUGUGUGCAUCUGUGAGAGUGGGCAAAUAUUGUGUGGAUGGAGUGUGAGUGGGAUUGGAGGUGUGCAUGCCGAGAGUGCUCAUAAUGUGAGCAAUGUGCCUGUGAAACAGAGAAGAUCCAUUGAGAAUUUCUACAUGCAGUGUUCCAUGAAUGUGUAACUAAGUAUACCAGUUCCCAUAGGAACGUACUAGAUUAUAUGUACUGUACUUUUUUUCACCGGUGUUUACUGAAUCACAAAUUCACACAAUCAAAGUGGAGGGGAGCUAAUUCCUGAUAGCGAUUACCAAAGGGAAGCUGGACUGUCAUACUUGCUUUUAACGAGUGCUUACAUGUUUGGUUAUAGUGCUAUGGAAAUAUCCCCGGAGUGGUUUGAAAAGCAAGCCAAUUGAUAUCUAGUUCACCAGCUGUAUAUCAAUGCUAAGGCAGCUAAGCUCAUGCAUACUGCAUCGUGCAUUUGAAGGUGGGAAAAAAAGGAAUAGAGGACUGGUUGUGUUGUGUUGCCUAAUCCAGUUUUCCUCUCAUGAAGCGUUUGAAUUGUAAAUGCGUUGCCUUCUGCUGUGACUGGAUGCACAGGAACAAUUAAGUUCACAACGAGAUUCAGAUUCAGUUGGAUGAUGUUGCGACGUUGAUGCCGUGGUGGCUCCCUCCUCUGGAUAGAUGUAAUCUCUCAAGUAAUUCCCUUUUCGCUCCAGAGUGAGUGAGUGAGAGGGGGAGUGUGUUUUGAAUGUCAAUGCGGAGGUAUGGCUUAUGCUAUACAUUAACAAAAUAGUCGACAAUCCAAAGAUAGUUUCUCUACAUGUGUGCACACUGUUUGAUUUGAAUGCUUUUAAAACAAUAUUGUUUCUGCAAUCUUUUUAGCAAAUGGCACAAUUAUUAUCUUCCAUGCGCGUGCGCACGCGCACACACACACACACACACACACACAC
Messenger RNA from Salmo salar (Atlantic salmon), 2131 nucleotides. The record is from RefSeq and is a predicted model, not a curated record. Lineage: Eukaryota; Metazoa; Chordata; Actinopteri; Salmoniformes; Salmonidae.